Molecule: messenger RNA, 3471 nt
Organism: Chanos chanos (milkfish)
Lineage: Eukaryota; Metazoa; Chordata; Actinopteri; Gonorynchiformes; Chanidae
Exons: 13
Coding region: 1-3471 (1156 amino acids)
Molecular function (GO): RNA binding
Source: RefSeq, a predicted model, not a curated record
AUGGAAUUAGAGAACUCCACACUGUGGCUGCAGAUACAUGUUCGGAACAUCCACAGAGGUCAUGUGUCUGGACGGGUCUGGACGGGUCUGGACGGGUCUGGAUGUGCGGCCUCAGCUUCUGAUGUUAAACACACGGACUCUCCCAGCGAGAACCGAACCCCCAACGUCAUGUAUAAAACCCCUAAUUUCAGAAACCAAAAUCAGCACCCUUUUCAAAACCGAGGACCACAAAUGGGAGGUGGAUUUAAACCACUUGAUCAGGGCAACGCACCGAACCAGGGAACUCCACAGAAACCUCCAGGUUCUAGUCCUCAAUCUGAUAUUCCUUCACCACCACAACAGGCCCCGGACCUUAGGAAAACUAGUAAAGCCUCGGCUCAGCCAACCAAUGCUGUUCAGGUCAGCAACGCAAGUCCCCCUAAACUGCAGUCACCUCAGCCCGGUAACAUUAAUGCAAAGCCAGACCUUGCAUCUCCACAGAAUGAAGCUAAGAAAAAUAAGCAGAAGUCAGGAAUCAGUAACGGGCAGAAAUGGACCGGAGCAGUGAAUAAAGACAGAACGCCACCGCAGGAACCGAAGACUGAAGACAACCAGUCUCCGCCCCGGGAACUGAAAGCAACUUUGUCGUUACUUCGGAAACCCGGGGAGAAGACAUACACUCGGCGACACCGGCUCCACGUUGGUAAUUUGCCAAACGACAUCACAGAGGCCGAGUUCAGGGAGCUAUUUGUGAAGUAUGGAGAGCUCAGUGAAGUUUUCAUCAACCAAAGCAAAGGCUUUGGCUUCAUUAAACUGGAGUCUCGUGCUUUAGCUGAAAUUGCUAAAGCAGAAUUGGAUGAUGUACCCGUGAAAGGCAGGCCGCUAAGGGUGCGGUUUGCUACCCAUCCGGCUUCACUGUCUUUCAGCGAUUUAUCACCAUGUGUCUCCAGUGAACUGCCUGAAGAAGCCCUCUCCCAGUCUGGAACCAUUGAGAGGGCUGUGCUUAUUGAAGAUGACCAUGGACAGUCAACUGGGAAAGGGAUUGUUGAGUUUUCUUUGAAACCAGCUCCACAAAAGGCAUAUGACCCCUGCGACGAUGGCGUCUUUUUGCUCACCUCGUCACCUCGUCCUGUUGGUGUUGAGUCUCUUGAACAGUAUGACGAUGAGGACGGUCUUCCAGAGAAGCUUGCACAGAGGACUCCAAACGACCGGAGGAAACGAGAGCGGCCUCCGCGCCUUGCCCGCCCUGGCACUUUUGAGUCUGAGGAUUCCCAGCGGUGGAAGUCACUGGACGAUAUGGAGGAGCAACAGAGGCAGCAGCUGGAGAAGAACAUCCGUGACGCUCGAAGAAAGCUGGAGGCAGAGAUGGAGGAUGCUUACCAUGAGCAUCAGGAUAACAUGCUCCGACAAGACUCACUUAGACGUCAAGAGGAGAUGAGGCGCAUGGAGGAGAUGCAUAACCAGGAGAUGCAAAAACAAAAGGAGAUCCAGCUCAGGCAGGAGGAGGAACAUCUCAGACGGGACGAGGAGAUGCUGCCACAGGGGGAGAUGGAAGAGCAGAUGAGAAGAAAACGAAAGGAGCCUCACGGGACGGGUGGCUUUAUGGACAAUAGGGGUCCUGAGAUGAGAAUGAAUCCUGGUGGUGGCUUGGGCAUGCCUGACUUGCCACCUGGUUCACCAAACCAGAAAUUUCCUCUGGCUGGAAUGGGCUCUGAUGGACACCAGGGCACGGUGCAUGGCGAAAUGGUAACGUAUCCCCUGAUCCAGGAGAGCCUUGCCCUGGAGAGCGACGAUGACUGCAACUUCUCCUCGGAUGAAAGCGGUGAGGACAGUGACGAAGAACGUUGCCAUUUUGAGUUUCGACUGGAUCCCGCUGAGGAUGCUUGUGAUCAAAGUGAGGAGAACAUUGCUCCUGUAAGGAAAAAAGCACGAUGUCAGCAACCACUGUCAUGGAACACAGAAAGUGAUGGUGAUGCUGUUCCACCACCCCUGCGGUUUCUUCCCGCAAGAGAGCCAGGUGUGCAGUUGAGCACAAGGGACAGCUACACUCCUCUGGACCUCUUCAAGUUGUUCUUUUCAGAGGAUGCUGUGGAAACCCUUUGCCGGAACACCAACAAGCAAGCUGCCAGGAACGCAGCCAGAGGUGCAAAGUACAGAUGGACGGAUGUUGGAGUUGCUGAAUUUUACAGAUACAUUGGACUGAUAUUCUACAUGGCCAUGAUCAAGCUGGAUCACAUAACUGACUACUGGCGAAAAAACAGCAUCUUUUCCAUCCUUUUCCCGUCACAGGUGAUGUCAAGGGACAGAUACCGGUCCAUAUCCUGGAAUGUGCACAUGAGUGACCCGGAUGAGGACAGAGUGAAUGAUGACAAGAAGGGAACCUCAGAGCAUGACAGACUGUUCCGGGUCAAACCCCUCAUGUGCACGAUUCAGACCGCCUGCAAGGCAUUCUAUCAUCCCUGUAGGAAUCUUGCUGUGGAUGAACGUAUGGUGCCUUGCAAAGGACAUACUGGCAUGACACAGUACAUGAAAGACAAACCGACCAAGUGGGGUUUCAAGUUGUUUGUGCUGGCAGACUCCAGCAAUGGGUACACUGUGGACUUCUCUGUAUACACUGGAAAAAACAACUUCCCCACAGGCCAGGGGCUCUCUUAUGACUCUGUCAUGUCACUGAUUGACAAGAGGUAUUUGGGGUCUGGAUACCAUGUGUACAUGGACAAUUUCUAUACAAGCCCAAAGCUUUUCAAGGACUUGUUUGCUAUUAAGUUUGGUGCUUGUGGAACAUACAGAGAGUCCAGGGGGGACUUUCCUCGUACUGCUGUCAAUGCAUUGACAAAGAAGUCACCUAGAGGAACGUUCCGCUGGAUAAGGGACGGUCCUCUUCUCUUUGUGAAGUGGAUGGACACGCGAGAGGUUUCUGUCUGCUCCACCAUCCAUACAGCCUACACUGGGGAUACAGUACAGAGAAGACUGAAAUCCAGACAGGGUGUCUGGAGCACAGAGUCCUUUCCAUGCCCCUCACCAGUGGUGGAAUACAACAAGCUCAUGGGAGGCGUGGAUUUGUCAGACCAGCUUAUCCAGUAUUACACAACACAGCACAAAACCUUGAAGUGGUACAGGAAACUCUUUCUUCACUUCCUGGACAUCGCCGCGACCAAUGCCUACAUUCUCCACAAAGAACUCCUGCAAAAGGACAGCAUGACCCACAAGGCUUUCAUGGAGGAGCUGACUGCACAGCUGUGCGGUGUGACGCAGAAGACACAGAAGACCCCGACAAAGAAAACCACUGGUGGCCAUGUGCCCGUUCCUGGGGCUGAGGUGGUCGCUGACAGCAGGAUGAAGGCCUCCGUCGGCCGCAGGACCUGUGCAUAUUGCAGGAUGCAUAGGGGGAAGAACACAAAAACGCCUUGGAAGUGCAAAGCGUGUGAUGUCUACCUUUGUCUUCAGCCAGACAGAAACUGUUUUGAAGCUUGGCAUCCUGAUCAGGACUGA